GACUACGACACCUCCACACCUGAAACAGGCCUCUACUUCCAUUUUUCAAAUAAACAAACAGACAAACGCUCAACUCCUGCGUAAGCUCUUUAGCUCUCUCCCCGUCUGUCAGCACGUCUCACCUUCCUGCCCUAGAAGCCGCGCGUCUGGGCGCGUAGUGUUUCGGCUUCUCACUGGCGAGCAGAUUUUGCCGAGUAAGAUUUGUUCUUUCACAGGUUUUAGAUAACUGGAAGCGAGCUCAACUGUCCUCUAUGUCCUGGAGUUCUGCAAAGAAUUAAUGGUUGAACGGUUUUGUGUCAUUUGUUGUUGAGUAAUAUUUGUGCCUUUAUAUGACAAGAUAGACAUUCCAAAGGGCAUACGAAUAGCUACUCACUUAAUCAUUUGACUGCAAAGGAAGUGCAAGAACAAUAUUGGAGAGAAAUUCGAACUACAAGAAAAAUGCUAUGUGGUAAGGGCAUCUCUGUAAGUCUGUCUUUGUGACGAUUGUUUCCAGAAUCAGGGCUUCUGGAUGGCAAAGGGUGCUGGAUGUCUAAACGAUAGUGAGAUGGCUUAUGAUAAUUCUUCCAGAAUUGAGCCGAAGCGUUCUCAUCAGUGGUUCAUGGAUGGCCCGGAGGUGGAGCUGUUCCCCAACAAGAAACAGGCGGUAGUGGUUCCAACUAACAAUUUAUAUUCGGGAAUGUUAAACUCAAAUGUCUCUCCAUGGGGCAAUGCUUCAAGUUUUCAGUCAUUUACUGGUCAAUUCAAUGAACGGUUAUUUGAUUCCGAGAUAACCAGGACCACUAAUAUUGAUGACAGAAAUAUUCCAUCACUUGACACCGAAAAACUGGAUAUGGGAAGAAAGAUUAAUGAUGAUACAUUUGGGAAUGAUCCAUCAUUUGGUUUAUCAAUGUCACAUACGCUGGAAGAUCCUAGCUUAGGUCAAAACUAUGGUGCCUUUAGAAAAGUUAAAAUCAGCCAGGUGAAGGACUCCGAGAAUGUUAUGUCUGUAUCUAUGGGACAUGCCUAUAAUCAGGGGGAUGACACUACUAUGUUAGCAUCUCAUGCCUACAAGGCAGAUGGCAAUUCAAUAUCAAUGGGUCUCACUUAUGGCAAAGGAACUGAGAUGAUAUCUUUAGCUGACACCUAUGACCGAGUGGAUAACAAUUUCAUAUCAAUGGGACAGCCUUAUAACAAGGUGGGUGACUCCUUAUCAAUGGGUCAAAUAUACAAAGAAAACCCUGAUACCAUGUCAUCGAGUCAGAUGUUCAGCAAGGGCGAUGACAGUAUCAUUUCUAUUGGUCAAACCUACAAGUCAGAUGACAAUAACAUAUCAACUGGUCACAUCUUCGAUAGGGGGGAGGACACUAGUGUACCAGUUGGUCAUGCUUACAAUACAGGUGAAAACUCGGUCUCUCACUCUUAUAAUAAGGGAGAAAGUACUAUCAUUUCCUUUGGUGGCUAUGAUGAUGAUCAUGAUGCAAAUCCCUCUGGAAGGCUCAUAUCGAGUUAUGAACUGUUGAUGGGCAAUCCUUCAGUCCAGAGAUCAGAAGCUUUAAUCGAGAGAGAAUUAGUUAAAUCAAAUCCUGAAACAGAUACAAGUAGUGCCCAGAUAACUGCUUCGGGGACUGGAAAUAUUUCCAAGAAGAAAGAUGACCCAAAAAUGUCUAAGAAGGUUCCUCCAAACAACUUCCCGUCAAAUGUCAGAAGUUUGCUAUCAACUGGUAUGCUAGAUGGAGUCCCUGUAAAGUAUAUUGCCUGGUCAAGGGAGAAGGAACUCCGUGGGGUUAUAAAAGGUUCUGGAUAUCUAUGUGGCUGUCAGUCAUGUAAUUUUUCCAAGGUUAUCAAUGCAUAUGAUUUUGAGCGUCAUGCCGGAUGCAAAACAAAACACCCAAACAACCACAUAUACUUCGAGAAUGGGAAGACGAUUUAUGGGAUUGUCCAAGAGCUUAGGAGCACUCCUCAAAAUAUGCUGUUUGAAGUAAUUCAGACCAUAACUGGUUCGCCUAUCAAUCAGAAGUCCUUCCGCCUUUGGAAAGAAUCCUUUCUAGCUGCAACACGUGAACUUCAGCGUAUAUAUGGAAAGGAUGAGGGGAAGCAAUUGUCAUGAAGCAAGCUCACUCAAGUUUUGAGGUAGGAUAAUCUUUGUUUUGUGCAGAGAAGUAAUCUUUUUGGCUAUACCUUGUCCGCACUCCGGUGAUUGCACCACCAACUCGAGCGCUUUUGAGUACAAGUUACAUGGACUUAUUUGGGGGUGGGGGUUUGGGAGAAAAAGAACGAAGUACGUUGGAAUCUUGGUCCUUGUUGUCCAAAAUGGAAAAUGAAAUUGAAGUUGUUGUUAAUGGAAAGGGACGUUUAUUUAUUGCUUUUGCUAUUUUCUCUCAUCUUUCUUGGUUAUAUUGGUUGUAUAUGAUAUGCCCACUAACGGAACUGGUAACUAUAAUACAUCUCUCUGGCUUUCAUCAUGCUU
Molecule: messenger RNA, 2446 nt
Organism: Juglans regia (Persian walnut)
Lineage: Eukaryota; Viridiplantae; Streptophyta; Magnoliopsida; Fagales; Juglandaceae
Exons: 6
Coding region: 509-2086 (525 amino acids)
Source: RefSeq, a predicted model, not a curated record